AUGCUAGGCAGGCUCUUUGGUAACGCUGCCCCAUCCGUCAAUACGGCUAGCUAUUCCCGCGACUCCAUUGUUGACGAGGAGUACACACGUGGCCUGCUGUACCCAGAUUAUGCAGCUCCACAACAUGGCCCAGCCUACGUGUCCCAGCUUGGACCUGGGCGAGUGGGAGACUUUGACGAGUGGGGUGGCCUUGAGCUUGAUGCUCUAAAGGACUUUAGGAUAAUGGUCGCGCAGGAUGCUCUGGGGGAUUCCGAGGAACCUUGCAUACUAUUUGAUACACAACACUCGCAACAACCUGAAAGUCCGAUAGACACGACUUCACGUACUGGAAUUCUUCAGGCUCCAACACAUCGGAGAGGAGGUUCGACAACAUCUACUCUGAGGUCACCAACCAGUCCAUUGGUAUCCAAGCCACAGCCGAGAAUACCUCCAAACAGUCCCAAUAUGUCGUUUCCUGUGCGCAAUAGGAGCUCGACUUUCUCAGGAGCGUCUGACGAGCAUGAUCCUCGGCAAAUCCGAAUCUCGGAUUCCAAAAAGGAAGAGAAUCGAGACAUCCUGUCUUGUGCCUUUGGCAGCUCUGCUGGUGCUUCUUCCGGAACGAAGAUGCAUUUCCUAUCGCUGGGCUCUGGUACGAAAGAGCUUCCGGCUACGCCUGUCUCGCCCAGCGUAGGUGGCAAUAUUUCUGCUGGCUACUUCCGCAAGCGGGAGCCUAUUGCUCGUGCCCAUACAUCGGCCUUGUCCGGUUUUAGACCUCCUUUACACGAGCGGUCUUAUUCAUCUUCAGGCGCGAAACCAGGAAUCACUGAUGCAGUUCUGAUAACCAAGCUUUUCAGUGUGAACUUGCCUGAACCGAUGGACCUGCAAGCGCUGCACACAUCGACAGCAUCACAGGGUGGCAGUGCAAUUCCAAAUCACGAAGAUCAUUCUGUUCAUAAGUCUGCGACCAAAGGCAAGAAGCCUCGAGCGAAGAAAACACCCGUCUUCGCCAUCAUCCUCAUAGUCCAACUACCAGCCAAUAUAGGCACUAUGUCAAGGCCAUCCUCACGGGGAGGUAUGCAGACUCCUCCAACAUACACUUCGAUGCGAUCCUUCCGAAAUUCGUUCAAUUCUCAGUCAACCUCGCCCAAACUCAUGUCUUCCGCCCAUUCGAGAUCGAUAGACCGUGGAGAUGCUCGAGUCAACGCACUAGUCGAACACUGGGACAUCAUUGACCGAGCGCUAACAUUGCUGGAGAACGUCUCCACGCCGAAGAUUCUCAAUCAUCUUAAGGAAGUGGAUAGUUUUUCGGCGGCUUUCGUCUCCAAGCCCUCGAAACCGAAAGAGAAGACUAUGCAACGUACGAAUCAAAUCAAUAUCUACCUAUCCCCUCAGAUACUGGGACGAGAUCCAAAGCUCAAAGAUAUCGCAAUCCAGACUAUACAAAGGAUUCGAAGAGCCCUAAGGAUACCAAGAGUCACAAUUGGACCAGGGCGUUGGGGUCUGUGGAAUGACGAACUGAUCAGAGUCGUCCGAUGCCAAGGUGGCAGAGAGCAGAGUUCCUUUGUUGGGAAAUUACUGACUGCCUUUCUCGGAACGCACACUGCCGAGUGGAUGCCAUUGGUCGCACCUUCAGGGCAUCGUCGUCAACACUCUAUCACACGCAAAACAAAUGACCUAGAUGUGAUAUCUACUCGAACGAUUAUCGUCAGCAAUGAUCGAUCUGCUGCUCGCAGACUCAUUUUUCUCCUGGCUUCAUUCCUCAUUGGCGACUUUUAUGCUGAAGACAAUCCCACUCUUUGUGGAGGACCGGGUUCCGCUGUUUCCUUACGAAACACCCUUCAUAACUCUCCCUCCACGGAAUUACUGAAAACGUCGAAUGACAGCGACUCCCCUGAAGAACAACUCAGUGGCAGUCCGGGCUGUUCCCAGGGAGGGCUGCUGAUCACUAGAGGCCUUCAGCACAAACCUUCCGACAUCCGAUCAGUCAAGAGUAUUCCAAUACCUGCCAAUGAUCUUAGUCUGAGGAAAAGCAGCGCUGCAACGACAUCGACUGUAACACCUGAUCCUACCACCCCAGUACCUCAAUUUUCGUCUUCUUUAGAUACACAAGGCGGCUACGUCCCGAAUGAAUCGAGCGCUUUAGCCAGACUGACCAAGAUCUGGCAGACCGCCAACAAGGAUAGUGAAUCAGGCGGCUCCCUUUUGAGUGGAUUCUGGAGUAAGGACUCCUCAGGCACCACCAGUGGUAGCACAGCUCCUUCGGCUUCUUCCAGCAUCAGGGUCAAGAAUGAAACUGCGUUAGACACUAUGGUAAGGGAACUUUCUAGCGAGAGCAAUUCUGCGACUCCUGUACUGGCCAACGAGUCAGCCCAAUCAUUUGGAAGUUUAGACUCAGAAGCCUUGCCUCUCAGAUUACAAGUCUAUCCUGGUGAAAAGGUUAUUGACGUUGACAUUGGCCUUCCUGGGUUCCUUAGCUCUAGUAAUGAUUCUGGUCUUGCUUCGCCACCCUUCCGCAACAUCCGGCAUGUAUCGUCCGCUGCAAGCCUUGACAGCCUUGCGUCUUCCAUGCGUCAUGGCUCUCCUAAGGCGGGAAGCAGGGCGCCAAGUCGUGUUGCAGGCUUCCUCCCAAGGUUCCAUCCGGACUAUAGCCUUCAAGCUGUUAGAGUCAGCAAGUCGGAUCUACCGGAUAUGGUAGAAAAGGUGAAAAGCGCAAUGUUGUCGGAGCCUUAUCCUCAACAAACAACAACGUCCGGCUGGGUUGAUGUUGCUACCACAUUGAUAGCGAAUGUGCAGACUGCAUCUGUCAAGAGACUCCGGUUGAGGCGGAAGGUCUCCCAGUCAAGCUAUAACAAGGGUGAUGGCACUGCAGCUGCGGCUCCCAACGCUGAACGUUCCACUACCCCAUACCCCAUCAAGCCUUGCGCGACGACGUGCAGUGAGUUUGUACAAGAGGAAGCGUUCUCCUAUGAGUCUGUCGUCGACUUUGAUCCUUUACUUAUAGAAGUCGUUGAUCGCAUCCUGGCACGUGGAAGUGCUCAUGGUUCUAGAAGCAUUUCUCCAGCGGGCAUCGGCCACUCUAAGCACGUGUCCACCGGAACGAACGACAGCUUCAGAAGAAGCAACAAACAGUCCAUGUUAAAUGGCCAACCUUCUCUGGAAAGAUUUUCUCGUGGCCCCACCAAUAACUUGGUAAUCGGAGCACUGGAGGACGUUGUCAAGACCGUCAACCACGACCUGUCAGAAGCGCUCAAUGGACAUAAUGCUACCACACCUACGAAGGAGUCAGGCUCCGCGCAAAGGAGAAAGUCUCAAGAUAAUGCUCUCAGCGAAGGGUCCAAUCUCAAUGCUCUAGCACAAACCUUAGAUGGAAUGGGCAAGUGGCGUUAUGGGGUCAUCCUUGAUGCCGGUUCAUCUGGCACUCGAGUACACAUUUACAGAUGGCUUGAUAGUGCGGUAGCACGGCAAUCUUCGAACGAGAUCGAGCUACACUCACUACCUUCUCUUGAAACGCAUGGUAAAUGGACCAAAAAGAUUCACCCAGGCGUUUCUUCCUUUGGCGAGACUCCAAGUCUAAUCGGCCCUGACCAUCUACAGCCCCUUCUCGAACAUGCCCUCGAUAUUGUACCCAGUUAUGCUGUCCGGGAAACACCAAUAUUCCUGCUUGCCACCGCUGGCGUGAGGCUGCUGCCUGACAUCCAAAGAAAGGAGCUGCUGAAACAAAUUUGCGCCUACACCCGAACACGUUCUCAUUUCCUUCUACCUGACUGUGAUCUUCAUAUUCAAGUCAUUGCCGGCGAGACUGAGGGACUUUACGGUUGGAUAGCAGCUAAUUACCUCGUUGGUGGCUUUGACGCUCCAGAAGCGCACAAUCAUGGCAAAGGGCACCAUACCUACGGCUUUCUGGACAUGGGUGGAGCUUCAGCCCAAAUUGCUUUCGCACCCAACGCCACAGAGGCACAGAAGCAUGUCAACGAUCUCAAACUCCUCCGCCUGCGCUCAAUUGAUGGGCGGGAAAGUGAGUACAAAGUCUUUGUGACAACCUGGUUAGGAUUUGGAGUGAACGAAGCACGACGGAGGUAUGUCGCAUCGCUUGUUCAAUCCAGUGGUGGGGAUACUGUCUCCGAGCUACCCGAUCCAUGUCUGCCCGCUGGUCUCAAAACAACUUUGAAAGGCGUUGUCUUAUUAGACGCUGCAACUGUACCGGCUAAAGAACCUUACCUGCUGGGCAUUGGCAAAUUCGAUGAAUGCCUGCGCGCCACAUAUCCACUGCUUGACAAGGACGCCCCUUGCGAGGAUGCGCCGUGUCUGCUUCAUGGAGUGCACGUUCCUGCCAUCGAUUUCGACGUAAAUCACUUCAUUGGCAUAAGCGAAUACUGGCAUACCACUCACGAAAUUUUCGAGACCGGCUACAAGAAUAAAGCACAUGACUUCAACACAUAUCAGCAGCGGGUCAACUCGUUUUGUCAGCAGGAUUGGGCCUUGAUUCAAGCAGGUAUUGCUGAUCACAAGUGGGGGAAAAAAGUGGAUGAGCAGAAAGCAUACGAAGCGUGCUUCAAGGCCUCUUGGCUAAUCAACAUACUACAUAAUGGCAUCGGUAUUCCUCGGGUUGGCCUGGAAGACGCGGCUAGCAGCGAUCACAAUGGCACAAGGGAAGUCAUCAAGCAAGGGAAAGAGAAGGAUUUUUUGGAACCAUUCCAAGCUGUGAAUAAGAUCAAGCAUACUGAGGUCAGCUGGACACUAGGUAAGAUGGUGCUCUAUGCAGCUUCACAAGUCCCUCCCCUCGAUGAAGGCAGUUUGCCUGUUGGGUUCGGAAGCAAUGAGCCUGGGAUUCCACUGGACUUCCAAUACCCUACAGGAGCGACUCAUCCACUCGUUACGAAUUCUAGCCAUCCUAACCUGGAAGACGAAUCAGAAGGCGAGCUGAUUCACAACACGCUCUUCAGCUCCGAUAGCCGACGCCGCAUUCCGGGUUUGCUAAUGUUCUUAUUUAUCGUGCUCAUAGCGUUCUUCUACCUUUGUGGCCGUGAUAGACGAUCUAGACUGUAUCGCAACAUAAUCGGUAGUCCAGGGAGGAAGCAGAGUCUAUUAGCCAGCAGGGUUCCCUUUUUGUCGAGAUGGAACAGGGCUUCGUAUGAACGCGUUCUUGAAGAUGGAGAAGGACUGGAGGAUCCCAGUGACCUGGAAUUGGGUGAUAUUCAAGUAGACGAUUCUGAACAGGAGAGGGCGCGAGCAGCUGGAUGGGACACGCCUCGCAAGAAACCCCGAGCUGGAAUCAUGGAUCAGGAGGUGAUGGAUCGGAGCGGACUGGUGGUAAGGACUGAAAGUCGAGAACGACUGGCUUUACAUAAUGGGAGGAAAAGUAGGACAGGUAGUCCAGCUCGCAUGAAAGCCAGUUUGACGGCGCUUGUAGAGCAAUAA
Molecule: messenger RNA, 5397 nt
Organism: Endocarpon pusillum Z07020
Lineage: Eukaryota; Fungi; Ascomycota; Eurotiomycetes; Verrucariales; Verrucariaceae
Exons: 2
Coding region: 1-5397 (1798 amino acids)
Biological process (GO): nucleoside diphosphate catabolic process
Cellular component (GO): membrane
Molecular function (GO): nucleoside diphosphate phosphatase activity
Source: RefSeq, a predicted model, not a curated record